UUAAUAAUUCAUUUUGGAUUAGGCACAUCAAUCAACACACACACACCUAUUAUUUCAUUUUAUAUUGUAAUCAUAACUCUAUAGUAAUAACGAUUCCAACAUUUCUGACUCAUAAAUAAAUAGUUUAAUUAUUAUACUUUGGUAUAUCGUUCUUCGCUUGGAAUAUUCGAAACUUCGUAUGCAAAUAAUUAGGUAUUAUACCAACGCAAAAUAUUUAUUGGCAAAUUAACGGAACCAGCUGCAAUAGGUAUAUAUAAUUAUGCGUUUAGCCUUUAGCGUCAUACUGUUGUUCCAUAGCAACUAACACAUAGUACCUAGGCAUCAUACUCUAUAAGAAUCAAUAGUCAAACAAACAUCCAUACGACCGCGUUGUACACCGGUCGUUGUUUUUGUUGUAGUCAUAGGAUAUUUUGUCAAGUUAUUCUACAAUAAUUAGGCAUGUUCAUCCUUGCAUAAUUUUAUAAAGUACCUAUAUAAUUACUUGCAACUAUAAACGAUUCGUGUAUAGACCAUGGAAGAGUUUGCAGACACCAAAGAAGACGAAAACAAGAAAAUUGUUCACACCUAUCCAUUAGUGCAAGCGUGUGAUAUGUCAGAAGAAAUGAAAGCUGAAACAGUUGAAGUUAUAAUUACAGCAUGCGAAAAAUUUGGAACAGAUUAUUUCGCGGCGGCCAAGACGGUGAAACAAAUGCUCGAUAAAAAAUACGGUCCUCAGUGGAAUGCGGUGGUCGGAGAAGCGUUCGGCAUACAAAUAACGCACCAGACCAAUACGCUGAUGUACAUGUUUUUCGGCGGCAAUCUUGGCAUUUGCGCCUGGAAAAUCUAACCCCAUCAACGAGACAAAUAGUUGUUUCAAAAACAAUAGAAUAGACAAUAGCAUAUUAUUUAAUUAUUAUAUAACAAUAAUAUCCUGUAAUAUAUUAUACUAUUAUAGUACCUAAUAAAUACCAAUUAUAUUGGUUCUGUUACAAUAUCAACAACCCUACAGCAAAGUAAAUAUGAAUAAUCAUGUAUCUAUUAUAAAAUGGUUUUUUGGAAAAAAUUAUCGAUCACAGGUGGUCAACAUCAAUCAUCACAAAUGCACGUUUACAAUUUAUUUAAAUCUUGUACUUGAGUGGGGAUAUAAUAGGUACUCUGUAUGAUUACAAUAAAUUCAUAAUUCAUAAAAUAUUUUAUUUAUUCAAGAAGGCUAUAUCUAUCCUACACACGACCACGUUAAUAGGAGAGUAGCAUAGAAGAGUGCCUACUCCCUACACUAAAUACAGAUAAACACGGACAAUAGCUAAAAGGUUUAUUAGCAUGUCUCAUGUCAAUAUUAUCAUUUAUCACCAUAAACAGUAUACAAUUAAUAAUAUAAAAGAUACUUAACCUAGUUAUGCCUCGAAAAUUGUACAAAUGAAUAUUAUAAGAAAAAUUUAAAUAUUUUAAUACAUUUUUAAUUUUUUAAAAAACUACAAAUCAAUGAAUCUUUUACAUUACCUAUAUCAUAGAAUAUAUUUUUUUUUUUUUAGAAAUGAGACAUCCUGUUCGAUUAUGAGGAAAAAAUAUAAAAAUUUUAUAUUUCAAUCACAAAUAGAUAAUUUACAUACAACUACAUAGCAUGAUUUUUAAACUCUAAUCACUUCAUUAUCAGAAGUAAAAAAUUGUCGAUAUCCGUUCAAUGAGUCUCUAUUGAAAUAUGAAAAUCUGUUUAACAACUUAAUUUAGCUGCUGUUAUAGAUUUACAUUCUAUUUUAAAUAUAUUUUUUCAAUUAGGUAAGAUUGUAAGAAAUAGUAGUAAUAAAAACAAAAAACAAAC
Messenger RNA from Acyrthosiphon pisum (pea aphid), 1798 nucleotides. RefSeq names its product dynein light chain 4, axonemal. The transcript has 3 exons. The record is from RefSeq and is a predicted model, not a curated record. Gene Ontology annotation, cellular component: dynein complex. The coding region runs from base 512 to 826 and encodes 104 amino acids. Gene Ontology annotation, biological process: microtubule-based process. NCBI's taxonomy places the organism in Eukaryota, Metazoa, Arthropoda, Insecta, Hemiptera, Aphididae.